ACUGACUAAAAUUUUGAACCGAUAGCUGUAGCUAGCUGUGCACACGCGUUGUCUUUGAAGAAUUGCGAAAAUCCAAUUUUUGCCAGUAUUUCAGAUUUGAUUGACGUUGCGACAGAAGAAAAACAAAAAAAUGUUAUUUAAGGCCAUUAGACAAGAUAUGACCAGCUUCAAGGCAGGACAUCGGCUUUUUUGAUCUUAAGGUCCUUCGGACAUAGUUAUGUCUGGUCGGGACAAAAGGGUCGCACUUGUCGCAAGCACGCGAUGACAGAUUUUAUGUCCAAUGUAGACACCAAAAGCACUAGUGUGACCGCUGCCAUAUUCAACAACCAAGGGGACCGCGGACAGCAUCGAUGGCAUUUAAAGCUUUUUACACUUGCUUUACUUGAAUGCCGGUCCGUCAACCGUGUUUUCGCGAGCCUUAUGCUUUCAGAGUGUUCCGGUAUUGUAAAAUUGCUCCCGAAUAUGUCCUACAAAAUUUAUUCGAGUGGAAGGGUAUUCUGCUACCAGGCAAGCACUUGAUAAGCUGAUCAACACAUCUGAAAACAUCGAGCGUGUGCCAGAAACUUCAACAGUCGACCCUGACUCCUUUCGGAGAUCCCCACAAUACAGACACCUCUAUAUUUAGGACAGUUCAAUCAGUCCCCAUGAAACCAGAAUUCAUAUGAGCUUAAAUCACUUCCUUCAUAUAGCACAGGCACUCAGCUGGUUCGACUCGGUGAAAGCCCGACGUUUCGGGUUUGGCUCUUCUUCGGUGCAAAAUAUUCUUAUACCCUCGCAAAAAGCCGUCCAAGUAAAUAGAAGUUUGUAAAUUUUCAGUUAAACGUAAUUUCAGAAGCAAAGUGCCUGCUUACCUGGUACAUAAUCCUCGUCUUCCUCGCCGCUGCUACUGUCGUGUUCUGAGCCAGACAUCUUUUCUCUGACACUUGUCCCUCCUUACAUGACGUGUUGGAGUAAAUCCAGAGAAUACCCUGGGGACGAGUAGGUCGGUCGAUCAAGGAAAACAUGUCUGGGAAUUCUGCUGAUAUAACUUGUGCCUUUGUUAUCAUAGGAGGGGGCAUUUCUGGUGUUUCUUGCGCGGAACAUUUAUCAUUAUUGUGUCCAAAAGAGACCAUUGUUCUUAUUACAGCAACUGACGUAGUCAAAGCUACCUGCAACCUCAAGAAGUUUGGUAAAACAUUGGAAGAAUUUGAUGUUGAGGAAAGAUCAGCUUCAUUAGUGUUCAAGGACAGUCGUAAUGUUGUCAUUGUAAAAUCACUUGUCACCGCCUUUGACCCUGAAGAACACAGUGUUGGUACUGAGAUGGGCAACACAUAUUUUUACAAGAAACUGUGUAUCUGCACAGGAGGAAGACCAAACAUCAUCACUGAACAUCCUCACGUCAUUGGCAUCCGUGACACAGAGAGUGUGCAGCAACUGAAAAGUAGGCUUUCAAAAGCUCGCAGAGUGGUAAUUGUUGGCAAUGGGGGAAUAGCAUUGGAACUUGUCUUAGACAGGGUGAGGAGACUCUCAGAAAAACCACCAGGCUAAUAGGGGAGGCCACCUCAAUAAAACAUCAAGUUUUAUAUGGCUUGGUCAGUUCUGUGUUAUUUUAUUAACAAGUAAGUAAUAAGAACCUAACUUCAGAAAACUAUAAAGUAUGUCAAAUUGUUUAAUGGUUUGGGGGUUAAAAAGACUGAAACUACUGUCUACAAGGGUGGUGGAUGUUUAUUUAAGGUUAUGCUAUAGGUUUGUGGGUCAUUUUUCUUUCACGUGACACAAAAUAUCUUCUCUAGUUGCAUUGCUUUUGUAUAUUUUUAUCAGCCAUUCAAAGCGUGAUGUGAGAGAUUUUUCGGGGCUCAAAAUUGCAACUCACUGGUAGCCAAUGAAAUUCAUUUCUCAUGUAGGGUAGAUAGAUAGAUAGACACCUUUAUUUAAAGGUAAAAAUCUAAAGGUAAAAAUUUCAGAGUAGUCUCUUCAGGGAGCUUACAAAGCAUCUGCGCUAUCAAUAGGAGCCCUGAUGCUAUUACCUAACGUAGAUUACACAAUAAUAGGAUAUAUACAAAAGUAACAACAUAAAUAUAGGAAAGUAUAUUACAACAAAUAUCAAAAGCCUAUAACUACCAUAGUAAAAUCUUCAAAUUUAAGUACAUUUAGAGUAUUUAUGAAAAACCGUACUUCCAUGAUAAUAAAAAGAUCUCCUGGCUGUCUCCAUUCUUAUUGCAGGCAGAUGUAAAACAUUACUCUGCUGGGUUGGGCGAGCAUUAAUAUACUUAUUGUAAACAACCGUAAACACCGAUGCCGUAUUGUAAACACUGACCAUCUAUGCAUUUCCUCACAAGCUUAAGGAUAUGUUCAUCGUGCCUGGUCCUAAGGCUUGGCCAUUUUAAAGUUCCAUAGCAGUGUCACUGCUAGAUGUCUUUAUUACUAUUCUUCCUACUCGCUUCUGCAGAGCUUCUAAAGUUCUGCUGUUUACUUCCCCACAACACGCCCAGGCCCUAGCGUAAUACUCUAAUAUGGGUCUAAUCAUUGAAAUAUAAAUGCCAUUAGCACUAUGUAAUGUGAUGUAGCACCGUGCACAACCUAGCAUACCAACCCCAUCUACCAGCCUUAGAAACAAUAGCUGUAACAUGUUCAUUCCAGCUGAGGUGUUAAUCAAAGAUAACAUCCAAAUAUUGAAACUCAGUAAUGCACUUUAUGGCAGACCCAUUGAUAGUGACUGAGAACUGAUUUAUCUUAGCAAGUUUCUGCAGAGUCCCAAACAACAUUGCCUCAGUCUUAGUUAUGUUAAUAAAUAAACUAUUUAAGUGAAGCCAACAUUCAAUGGCAUGCAGCUCCUUCACUAAAGUAGCCCGGAUAGCAGAUACUUCAGGAGCUGAGAAAAAUUCUACAUUAUGAUGAGAUGAGAAUGAGAAUACUGCACUCCACCACCGCACUGGGAAGAUCAUUCAGGUGGAGUAUAAAUAACAGUGACCCUAAAAUUGACCCCUGUGGAACUUCAACAGAUACAGGUUCAGCAGCAGUAGACACACCCUGAAAUUCUACAAUUCGGGUGCACUACUGUAGGUAAUUUCUAAACCACUCAUGUUUGCCAUUCAUCACUCCAAGACCCUGCAGUUUGUUCAGGGUGACUGCAUGACUAGAAUUUUAUUGCUCAGGGAUAUUUCGUUACUUGAAACAUUAGCAAUACAUAUAAUGAUUCCUACUCAAUCCAGGUUCUUAAGGGUUCUGAGUUUUUGAGUUCUAAUGUCUGUGGUCUGAGGUUUCAAGGUCUGAGUUUUCAAGACACCCCAUUUCAACGUCUUAUGCUCUGUCAUUCACUGACUGAAAUUAUACUCACUGAUGCAUGAAAUGGCAAUGUCAAAACUAGUAAAUCAAAGGCCUUAUGGCUGGGCUGUCUUGUGUCACUUGUUUAGUGCAAAGAAAUCCACUGUCAACCCAAACAAGUGUAAGGCAAACAUAAUGCUUGAUCAAGUAGACAGGAUACAUGUGCAUUUUCACUUCCAUUAAUUCGUUUUCAUUUAGUGAGACUUCAGUAUUUACAACCCUUCAUCAAAAGGGUUUCUUAAAACAGAUUGUCACAGAUGUCUUCCAUUUCAGGACAUUUGUGCAGCUCUGUAUUUAAGACAAUUUUAAGCUUACAUCUGUUGUUUGUUGCUUUAUUUCAUGGAUUGAAAUGAUAUUGAUAUCAAAGGAAUCGACAACCAGUUAGUGAGAAUAAUGUACAGACUACUCUUGUGCAAAGUAAACAGAAGGCAAGCGAUACACUUCUGGUAGCAUUACAAAAUCAAUGCAAAAAUAUUCCAUCUGGCGUGAUGCCCUGAUCUGACCCAUGGUGGUAUAUAUACAGUGAUAUAUUGAUCGUAGACCUAAUGAUUAAUUUUUGUGAGUUAUACCUGUUUGUUUAUUUGCAGAAAAUGCACUUUGGAGGUUAGUUUUUAAUCCACUUGUUGUCAUCUUUGGAUUUUUCUGCAUGACUGAAACCCAUCACUUCAAUGUUUUAAGCUUGUAAUUUGUUGUCAAAUUUGAUUUAAACCCAAGCGAAUUGCAUGAACAGAGGCCUCUGACACUAACAAAAUAAAAGUAAUGCUAAAAAUGGCCUGUCACAAAUGGCUACAAAUGCUCAAGUCUAUAGGGUCUACAUCCCAGUCCCGGUAAAAAAAUAAUUUAACAUUGUCUUGAAUCUUUACAGCGUGGGUGAAUUCGAACCAAACGCUGUCAAUUCAUGGUUGGUUUCAUACCUGUCCUUGGUAGCCAAAAUUGAUUAACCUGCAAGUUGCCUGAACCACGUGUACAUUAGGUACAUUCCUGUCUUACACAGGAAUGUACCUAACUCACUCCAUAUCCUUGUGUCUACGUGGCUUUGGUCACAUGGACAUGAGGUAGAAAAGGAAGAGUUCAACACAACAUUUGUUGCUUCCAAGCUUUAACACAAGUGGCAUGAUGACUUGCUCUCAUACUAACAAUAAAACAGUAAAACAGACUUACACAGGAAAGCAGCAAUUUUGAGCCCUUUUUUAUCUAGCAUAUAUUAUUUACACAAGGCUUGCAAAAUAAUUCAAUACUGCUUCUUAUCACUGGUCCCAUGUCUGGAGCAGUUGACUUACCAACUUAACCAUGACUUCACAGCCAUAUGUUCAUGGCAACAACAUUCAAAUGCAAACUUGCACAGGCAGUCGUCUUGCCUACACAAGUGAAUUUCAUUGUCAUCAUUGUUGAUGCAAAAUAUGGGUGUGAAGUGAAAUUGACUUCUCACAACUUUAUUGCUUCUUAUAACACUUUGUCAUUCCUGUUCAUCGCUUAGAAGAUGUUGACUUGUGGAAAGUCUGUCUCUUUUGCUAAAACAAAUAAUCACACAACAACAUUUACAUGGGGAUAUCGCAGAUUGAUGACAUACUAUGUGAUACCAUUGUGAACACCAUGUUUUGUCUGUAACAUAAUCAUUGCAAACUGCAUGUGGGUGUACAUUUACUUGUUGCCCUGUUUGCAGCACAUGGUGUGAUCAUGUAAGACAAACAUAUUAAAUGAAAGCUCAAUAAAAUUGUUG
Molecule: messenger RNA, 5023 nt
Organism: Orbicella faveolata
Lineage: Eukaryota; Metazoa; Cnidaria; Anthozoa; Scleractinia; Merulinidae
Product: tRNA ligase complex-associated NAD(P)H dehydrogenase PYROXD1-like
Molecular function (GO): oxidoreductase activity
Source: RefSeq, a predicted model, not a curated record